CGAGUCUGGCCGAUUGCGUUGACCCUCGUCGGGCUCACCCCGUUGUUGGCACCAUCGAGCUUUAUAGCACCUCACUUCUUCCCGCUGGCAUCAUGUCUCUCGUCGUUCCCGAGGCCCAUCAGCAAUUCCAGCACAUCUUGCGUCUCCUCAACACCAAUGUUGACGGAAAGCGUAAGAUCAUGUACGCUCUGACGGAAAUCAAAGGUGUCGGUCGUCGCUACUCCAACUUGGUCUGCAAGAAGGCCGAUGUGGACUUGAACAAGCGCGCCGGCGAUCUCAACUCGGAUGAGCUCGAGCGUCUUGUCACCAUCAUUCAAAACCCCACUCAAUUCAAGAUUCCAACAUGGUUCUUGAACAGACAACGAGACAUUAUUGACGGCAAGAACUCACAGAUCUUGUCCAACGGUGUCGACUCAAAACUCCGUGAGGACCUGGAGCGGCUGAAGAAGAUCCGCGCGCACCGUGGUCUUCGGCACUUCUGGGGCCUCCGUGUGAGGGGUCAGCAUACAAAGACGACCGGUCGUCGUGGCAAAACGGUCGGUGUGUCGAAGAAGCGUGGUUAAGCUUGUACAUCUCCGGUUGGCGGUGGGGAUCGGGCUGUAGGCCUCCUGCUGUCACAAUAUGUCUAGUAUCUGUUUACGGUUAUCAUGCUAUUUCGGCC
This is a messenger RNA of Laetiporus sulphureus 93-53, 661 nucleotides long. Its product is annotated as ribosomal protein S13. The transcript has 5 exons. The record is from RefSeq and is a predicted model, not a curated record. Gene Ontology annotation, cellular component: ribosome; small ribosomal subunit; cytosol. Gene Ontology annotation, molecular function: RNA binding; structural constituent of ribosome. Bases 93 to 563 code for a protein of 156 amino acids. Gene Ontology annotation, biological process: translation. Lineage: Eukaryota; Fungi; Basidiomycota; Agaricomycetes; Polyporales; Laetiporaceae.